AUAACAUUAUGCCUUUAAAAUAGAAUCGAACCUCAACCAUUUUAGAGUUGGAAAAAAUAAAAAACUUUGCAAUUAAAAUAUGAACCAUCCUUGUGUAAUCUCUAAGAGUCUAUUGUUACAAAUCCUUUGUGGAUAUCUUCUACUACGCAUAAUCUUAAUCAUGGACUCAGCAAUAGCAUCAACCCCAACAGGAAAUGAAACUGAUCUAGAAGCUUUACUUGAUUUCAAGAGUAGGAUAGUUGAAGAUCCAUUCAAGAUUAUGAGUAUUUGGAAUGAUUCUACCCAUCAUUGCAAUUGGAUAGGAAUCACUUGCAACAUCUCAAAUGGAAGGGUCACGUACUUGAGGCUUGAACAAUUGAGAUUAGGAGGCACUCUUACACCAUUCAUUGGAAACCUCACAUACCUCACCAUACUCAACUUGUUAAAUAAUAGCUUCCAUGGUGAAUUUCCUCAAGAAGUGGGUCGGUUACUUCACUUGCAACAUCUAAACUUUAGCUUUAACAACUUUGGUGGGAGCAUUCCAAGUAAUCUUAGUCACUGCACAGAACUAAGGGUAUUGGCUGCAGCUGCUAACAAUCUUACAGGAACAAUUCCAACUUGGAUAAGGAAUCUUUCUUCUUUGUCUAGAAUUUCCUUUGGCUUGAACAAUUUUCAUGGAAGCAUACCACAUGAGGUAGGCCUUUUAUCAAGCUUGACUGCACUUGUCCUAUAUGGGAAUUUUUUGACUGGCACAGUUCCUUAUUCAAUCUAUAACAUUUCUUCAUUGUACUACUUCACUUUUACUCAAAAUCAUCUUCAUGGAAACUUACCAGCUAAUAUUGGAUUUACUCUUCCAAACCUUCAAGUAUUUGCUGGUGCUGUCAACAAUCUCACAGGGAAUGUUCCUGCAUCAUUGUUGAAUGCAUCAAAACUACAAAUUCUUGACCUCUCUUUGAAUAGUCUCACUGGAACACUGCCUAAGAACAUAGGGGUCUUGAACAGGUUAACUAGACUUAGCUUUGAGUACAAUAGACUUGGAACUGGGAAAACAGAAGACCUGAGCUUUCUUGAUUCUUUGGUUAACUGCACAGCUCUUCAAGUUUUACGUCUAGGCAGAAAUGGUUUUGGUGGAGUGUUGCCUCAAUCAAUUGCUAAUUUCUCAAGACAAUUGCACACAUUUGUCAUUAAUUCAAUUGGAAUACAUGGAAAUAUACCUUCUGGAAUUGGCAAUCUUGCUAACCUUGCUCUUAUAGGAUUGGAAGGAAACCGCCUAACCAGUAAUCUUCCUGAUACACUAGGUAAGCUGCAAAAUCUGCAAGAAUUGUAUCUGAAUGUCAACAAAUUUUCAGGUAGAAUUCCAUCCACCUUAGGAAAUUUAUCUUUAUUAAUAAAACUCUUUUUGGAGGAGAACAACUUUGAGGGAAGCAUACCUUCUAGUCUUGGAAAAUGUAAGAAGUUAUUGGUACUUAGCCUUUAUAGUAACAAGCUUAGUGGCACCAUACCAAAAGAAGUAAUUAGCCUCUCUUCACUAGCAAUAUACUUGGAUGUGUCUUAUAAUGCUUUAUCAGGGACUCUACCAGGUGAAGUGAGUAGGCUACAUAAUCUUGGAGAGUUGGUGUUGUCUGAGAACAACUUUUCUGGAGUCAUUCCAUCUUCUCUUGGUAGCUGUAUAAGUUUGGAAAGGCUGCAGUUGCAGGGUAAUUCUUUUGAGGGGAGCAUUCCUCAAACUUUAAAGAAUUUGAGAGGCUUACUUUAUAUUGAUCUUUCGCGCAAUAACUUGUCGGGUAAGAUACCGCAAUUUCUUGGUGAGUUUACCGAGCUAAAACAUCUCAAUCUCUCUUCCAAUAAUUUUGAAGGUGAAAUACCAAAGAAUGGAAUCUUCAAAAAUGCAAGUUCCAUUGCAUUAUAUGGAAACAAAAAGCUAUGUGGUGGUAUCCCAGAACUAAAUUUUCCUGCAUGCACUAUCAAGAAAGUCUCUUUGAUUAGAAAACUUCUUGCCCCUAAGGUUGUUGUCCCAAUAGCUAGUGCACUUAUAUUUGUACUAUUUCUAUCAUGCUUUCUUACAUUCUUCCCCAUGGUAAAAAGAGCAAGAAAGAAAACUUCCACAUCAACUACUGAAAAGGAUUUGGCAUUGGGAAUUUCUUACUCAGAAAUUAUGCAGUGUACUGGUGGAUUCUCACAGGAUAACCUGAUUGGCUCAGGAAGUUUUGGUUCUGUGUACAAAGGAACUCUUUCCAGUGAUGGAUCAAGUGUUGCAGUUAAAGUAUUGAAUCUUCAACAAAGAGGAGCUUCAAGGAGUUUCUUUGAUGAAUGCCACGUUUUGAGGAGUAUAAGGCACCGCAACCUUCUCAAGAUCAUAACUGCCAUCUCUAGUGUUGAUCAUCAAGGUAAUGAUUUCAAAGCUCUGGUGUUUGAGUUCAUGCCUAAUGGAAGCCUAGAAGAUUGGUUGCAUCCUAUAGAUAAUGUGCAUAAUCGGACAAAGACACUGACAUUUAUCCAAAGACUGAACAUAGCAACUGAUGUUGCUUGUGCAUUGGGAUAUCUCCAUCACUUCUGUGAAACUCCAAUUGUUCAUUGUGACAUAAAGCCAAGCAAUGUACUUCUUGACAAUGAUAUGGUGGCCCAUGUUGGUGACUUUGGAUUAGCUACAUUUCUGUUUGAAGAAUCAAGCAAUACCAAACAAUCAAUUAUAUCAGCUAGCCUAAGGGGUUCUAUUGGAUACAUCCCUCCAGAGUAUGGAAUGGGUGGCAAGCCUUCUACACUUGGAGAUAUUUACAGUUAUGGGAUACUACUAUUGGAGAUUUUCACAGGAAAAAGACCAACAUAUGAAGCAUUUGAAGGUGGCAUGGGAAUUCACCAGUUUGUAGCAAUGGCUUUACCUAACCAUGUCAUGGAUAUAGUUGAUCCUUCAUUGGCAUUUGAACAAGACUUUGAUGAGGAAAGUCAAGAAUUUGAGGGUGAAGAGAAAGCCAUAAGGAGGAACUAUGAGAUUGAACCCUCGGCUAAAGGUUUAGUGGAAGAUUGCUUUGUAUCAUUGAUGCAAAUUGGAGUGUCUUGCUCUUCAACUCUUCCUAGUGAACGAAUGCUAAUCACUGAGGUGAUCAACAAACUACAUUCUAUCAAGAGCUCGUUUAUGAAUUAAAGCAUAAUGCAAUAUGAACAACAUGAAUAUCAUUAUAAGAUAAUGAUAUGCAAAAUUCAUAUGAUGUUAUGAAGUGGUAUUUUAAAACUAGUGUUCUAAUAGCACUACUUAAAGAAUCAAUAAAUAAAAAUUUCUUAUUAGAAAUCACGUUAGAAAUGUAUUAAAAAUCAUAGUAAAAGUAUGUUAAGAGCAGUUUUAAUAAAAAAAUAAUUUUAAUUCUUAAG
This is a messenger RNA of Abrus precatorius (Indian licorice), 3345 nucleotides long. Its product is annotated as putative receptor-like protein kinase At3g47110. Gene Ontology annotation, biological process: protein phosphorylation. Bases 80 to 3121 code for a protein of 1013 amino acids. The record is from RefSeq and is a predicted model, not a curated record. Gene Ontology annotation, molecular function: ATP binding; receptor serine/threonine kinase binding; protein kinase activity. Lineage: Eukaryota; Viridiplantae; Streptophyta; Magnoliopsida; Fabales; Fabaceae. The transcript is spliced from 2 exons.